AUGCCUAAUCUUUGGCCAAGAAGGAGUGCGGAGGAAGUGCCUGUGGGCGCAAAACUUCUACGAAGGCUUGGAAGAAACGAGGCCUACCAACUAGCGUUGUAUGUGUUAGACCAGUACCGUGGUACCACUGUGUCUUGCCGCUACGCAAUACCUUCAAAUCUCAAAGACGCACAACGAGAAAAAGUCAUAGAUACCGUCAACGCUGCUAUAUCCGAUAACGUGCUCAAACAUCCGGUCUUGCAAGUUGGGAUUGCGAAUGCGGAUACGAAAAAGCCCAUCUUCGUUCAGUUAGAUAGUCUCGAUCUACGCCGACACGUUAACUGGAGGUUCAUUGAGGCCUCGGCUGAUUCCGAGGCUACAUUGCAAGAACUAAUCAUUCUGCACUUAGAUACUCCUUUCCCCAAUCUUGAGGAACAGCCAGGCUGGAGGAUUGUGGUUUUGCAUCAAGAUGGAGCCGACUUCCUCGAAAUACUAUUUGCUUGGAAUCAUCCGAACGCUGAUGGUAUGAGCGGAAAGAUCUUCCACCAAAGUUUGAUUGAGAGUCUUAAUGCCCAAAGAGAUAAUAAUGAGCUCCAAACAUCAGAUUGGUUCGUUCUCAAUCUCCCGAACCCCCAGGCGAGACUCCCGCCGCCUCUCGAACAAAUCAUGGAGCUUCCGCUAGGGGUGGCGUAUCUCUUCAAUGCGGCAGUAGACGAUAACAAACCGCAAGGUUUACUGCGUCUUGAUCCGACGUUAGCUCAUUGGGCCCCAAUAACUACAUCUUCCUACAAAACGCAGUUCCGUUCCUUCACCGUUGAAAAUGGUGUUCUUUCUAAAGUCUUGACUGCUUGUAGGCAGUACCAGACCACACUCACCGGCCUACUUCAUGGUUUAACACUUGCCUCGCUCGCCUCGCAUUUGGGCGGAAAGGCGGCAAGCGGAUUCCAAGCUGGCACGACCAUCAACACUCGUCGAUUCGUGCCUCCUGCGCCGCCGGGAUAUCCUUGGCUGGAACCAGAGAAGACCAUGGGUAACUUUGUGACACAGAUACAUCAUACUUUUCACCCAGAGUUCGUGGCUCGAGUGCGUUCUCUUUUAUCGCCAAUGGCGGGACCCAAUAGGCCAACAUUAUCAAAAGAACUUGCAGAACUGGUCUGGGACGCAGCGGCCAAGGUCCGGCGUGAAGUAGCAGACAAGCUGGAGCUCGGCGUUAAGAACGACGUUGUUGGGGCUAUGAAAUUCGUCAAUGACUGGAUAUCCCAGCAGAAAAAAGUGGCACGCAGACCCCGACAAUCAUCAUGGAUGAUUACGGGUCUGGGCGUUCUGGAUGGUGGGGGUUCACAGUCUGCUCAUGUUGUUGAUGACAUAGGUAGCUUGGAUAACGGCAAACAAGAUCAGGACCAGACAGGUGUCUGGAAGCUUCGCCGCGCUCAGUUCGCUUUAGGUGCUGAGACUCUAGCUGCGGCGUUAAUGGUCUCACCCAUGACAGCGGCAGGCGAACAACUAUGUGUUGGAGGAAGUUGGCAGGAUGGAGUUGUUGAAGAGGCAUUGGGAGAAAGGGUUAUGGCUGACCUGGAGAGGUGGAUGGGUGAGAUUGGAGGAACAGGGACAUAA
Molecule: messenger RNA, 1593 nt
Organism: Hypoxylon trugodes
Lineage: Eukaryota; Fungi; Ascomycota; Sordariomycetes; Xylariales; Hypoxylaceae
Product: alcohol acetyltransferase-domain-containing protein
Exons: 2
Coding region: 1-1593 (530 amino acids)
Molecular function (GO): N-acetyltransferase activity
Source: RefSeq, a predicted model, not a curated record